This is a messenger RNA of Chaetomium globosum CBS 148.51, 876 nucleotides long. RefSeq lists its product as uncharacterized. The record is from RefSeq and is a predicted model, not a curated record. The coding region runs from base 1 to 876 and encodes 291 amino acids. The transcript is spliced from 3 exons. Lineage: Eukaryota; Fungi; Ascomycota; Sordariomycetes; Sordariales; Chaetomiaceae.
AUGUAUCCCAAGGAUGCUCGCAUCAGAAACAUCAGCAUGAGCCAGCUCCCUCACAUAUCCCAGGAGGGUGGCAAUGUUUCUCCAACUACCUGGCCGACCGGUGCCAUGUCAUCCUCUUAUUUCGCGAAUCAUCUCGCCCAUCGCCAUAGAGCCGUCCCGCCCCAAGCCAAUUUCGGUGCUGAGGCCCUAUUAGAAUUGUCAGACUCGGUGAGAGAAUCCCUCGCUAAGCAAGGUCAUUUUGGCCCGAAUGCGGACGUCAUGUCUUUUUUUAUGGAGCUUGCCGUCUUGGAAGAAACGGAUGGCGUUCCGACUCUCGAUUUCCAGACGAUCAAGCUCGCCCGCCUGGAUAAGUUGGUUGCCGACUUGACCCAGUGCGGCGAGAUGCCCUUCACUCUAGCUCCGAGGUUCGUCCACGACACUGUCACUGCCGAGAAACUGGAAAGAAUGUGGCGGGAACGCCUCAAAUAUGACUAUCUCAUGGUAGAUGAGAUACGUGCCAACGACUUGACCAUGAAGUGGCGGCUUAAGGAAGGCAUGCCCGUCGAUCGGGAUGCUGCUCCCGGGUCGGCGAUGGGAAACAAACCAGAGCCGAUCAAUAGCCCCAGGAACAUUACCACAUUCAAGCCAGGGGGGUGGAAACUUCUCAGAUACAACGAGAGGCGCAACCGCACCACCGGGGAGUGCCACCUGGAGGUAGAUCUUGAGAAACUACCUGAACAACCGGAAAUGUCAGAACUCAUGAAAACGCCACGGCCCUCGCACCUCGAUGAUUGGGACUUGUACAAGAGAGUCAAAGUUCAAAUAACUCUCGAAACAGAGUACCGAAACCACAAGAACCAAAGUAGAGAAGGCCGGACGCCGUUGGAUAAGCCCUAG